Anopheles coluzzii is the source of this 3210-nucleotide messenger RNA. RefSeq lists its product as uncharacterized. The coding region runs from base 518 to 3136 and encodes 872 amino acids. Gene Ontology annotation, molecular function: serine-type endopeptidase inhibitor activity. The record is from RefSeq and is a predicted model, not a curated record. The transcript has 11 exons. NCBI's taxonomy places the organism in Eukaryota, Metazoa, Arthropoda, Insecta, Diptera, Culicidae.
CGCGUCCCGGCCAAGUCGUGCCGUCGCGACCGUCCGUCCCCAGUCGCAUACAGCGUUUGUGGGGGUGCAGCUACUAUUAUUUUUGUUGUUUGGUGUGUAUGUGUGUAUUGUUAGAUUUGUUUUGUGUGCGUCGCUGCGUUCUUCACAUCAAGACCUAUCAAGGUGGCACACCAUCAAGGUCAAACGUGGCCUUAGCGCAUCUUCCGCGGGAGUCGUUAGAUCGUUCGUUUCCAGCUUUGGGCGUGCGCCCAGCUAGUGAAUUUUGUUUGUGUGUGCGUCGUUUGCAUCGAUCAUCUAAUACCCGUGACGCGGAGUGGCGGAAUUUACGCACGUUCACAUACAUCAACACACCGCCAAUGGUGGCUGUGCUGUGCGUGUAAGGGCGUCUGUGUAAAAGCAACUGACCGUCAAUAACACAAACGGUGCGAGAGAGCGUGCUCACCUUAAUACCGGCCAAACAGCUGUCGGGGGAUCGGAUUUGGAGAUCCCGCUAGCGACGGAUAGCUUCCCAAGCGAGAUGCGGUCGGCAGUGCCCAAUAGCGUCAGGUGCUAUGCAGUCCUGAUGCUACUGAUUUCCAUCGGUACGGUGCAACCCUUCCGGCGGCAUCACCCCCGGCACCAACCCUCGUUCGUGUCGAGGAGUGACUUUGACUGGAAUCUCGCUCGUGAAGUGUUCCGGCACGAAGACUCAAAUGUCGUGUUUUCGCCGUUCUCCAUCAAACUUUUGCUAACGCUACUGUACGAGGCAGCCGAACCGGGAUCCGGCACCCGAUCGCAGCUCGAGGCUGCACUGGUCGAUCCGGACCUGAACCAAACGCGUACUUUCUACACACAGUUCCUAGAUGCAUCGCAGCAAACAAACGGUGACUAUGAAUUCGAUAUUGGCACAAAAAUGUUCCUGGACAAGGCGCGCGCCAAGCUGCCCCAAGCGUACACUGACCUGCUGGAGCAAAUGUACCGUACCUCGGUGGAGCGGGUAUCGUUCAAUGGCACAAAGGCGACCGCCGAGAGGAUAAACACCUGGUGCGAAAAGGUAACCCGUGGUCGCAUCACGGAGCUAGUUACGGAAGACACGCUACAGGAUGCACAGCUAGUACUGGCGAACGUGCUGUUCCUGAAAGCGUCCUGGAAGAACUCGUUCCCCGACGACCAAACGCACAAUCGGACGUUUCACGUCGCCGACGGCGACACGGUGACAACCGAGUUUAUGCGCCAGAUGGAUCUGUACGACUACACCGUUCACGAGCAGCUCGGGGCGGAAGUGCUCCGGCUACCGUACAAGGGACGCCAGUUCAGCAUGAAUAUGGUGCUGCCGCACCGGAACGUUUCACUUGCGACGCUUGCCGACGCUCUCACGCCCACCAUGCUCGACUCGAUAGCGGAGCAGUUCGUACGGGAAGAGGUAACGGUGCUGAUACCAAAGUUUCGCUUCAACUACGGCACACUGCUCAACGAGGCCAUCCAGCGCCUGGGAAUACGCGACGUUUUCACAAAGAAUGCAGCACUUCCCCUGCUUGCGUCUGCUGAUGACGCCAAACAGAGCACCACCAAGAAUGAAGUGCAGGUAUCGAAGAUGCUGCAAAAAGCGGGAAUCGAGAUCAACGAAAAGGGGACGCUUGCCUUUGCAGCGACUGAAAUUCAGCUAGUCAACAAAUUCGGUUACGACGGCGAGCCGAUCGUGUUCGAGGCCAACCGACCGUUCCUGUUCUACAUACUCGACGAGGAAACGAAUGCGAUCCUGUUCGUGGGAAAGGUAACGGAUCCUUCGCGCAGCACUAUGCCUUUAGUUAUAGUUCCUUUAGUGUGUAAGAUUUUUUUUACACCCCGUGCCGCGGACCGCCUAUCAGUAAACGUUGGCAGAUCGUUCGAGCUGGACGAAAUGGGCAUCUUCCACGGUCGACGAUGGGCAGCGGUGUUGUGCUGUGUGUUUGCGCUGACGAUCGCGGCAACUCCAAGGAGGUUUUUACAAAAUCGCUUCACCGUCGACUACGAACCAUUCGCAGGGCCGUGGAAUGAUGAUUUCGAUUGGAGCGUAAUAAAGGAGGUACUCCACAAAGCGCCGGGCAAUGCGGUGAUUUCACCGCUCUCCGUUAAGGCCCUGCUGGCGCUACUGUACGAAGGUUCGGCGAGCCGAUCCGAGACGGAGCGUGAACUCCAGCAAGCACUCAGCGGCGGUAAUUCGCAGGCCGUUCCCAAGCUGCAAGACGAUCUGCUGCAGUACAAGCAACAGCAGCAACAAAACCUGCUCAUUACCGAUCGCAUCUUCUACGACACCACGGUUACGCUCCUCCAGAAGUAUCACAGCAUCAUUGCGGCUCGCUACAAUGCCACGACGCAGAGUGUGGACUUUCAGGACACGCAGUCGGCAGCGGCCGAAAUCAACGCGUGGAUCGCGCAAAACACGCGCGGCAAGAUUCAGAGCAUCAUCAAACCGGACCUGCUGCAGGACGCACUGAUGAUGCUGAUCAACACGAUCUACUUCAAGGGUUCCUGGUCCAUCCCCUUCCCGACCAAUGCGACGGUCGAGCGGCCGUUCUUCACCGGCAGAAUGCACACGGCGGGCCGGUACGGUGGACCGCGGUCCGUUCCUUUCAUGAAGCAGCGCGAGCGGAUCUUCUACUACAAACAUGCCGAGCAGUUGGGCGCCCAGUUUCUGCGCCUACCGUACGACUCCAACCAGCUGUCGAUGAUCGUGGUGCUGCCGGAUGAGCAGGUUUCGCUGGGGCAGCUACUGUCCCGGCUUACGGCCGAUGCGGUCCACGAAACGCUGGCCGACAUGUCUGAGGAGGAGGUCGAAAUCGAGCUGCCCCGCUUUACGAUGACUUAUUCGAGCUCGUUGCGCGAAUGUCUGCAGCAGCUGGGCGUCUCGCGGGUCUUCACCGACCAGGCAGAGUUGCCGCUGAUUUCGCGAGGUCGCACCACCCCGCUGAAGGUUAGCACGAUACUGCAGAAGAGCUGCAUUCUGGUUGACGAGCAGGGGACGGAAGCGUCGGCGGCGACCGAGGGCACGCUGGUGUUUACCAUUCUCAACCAACCGGUCAAGUUCAUUGCCAACCGGCCGUUCCUCUUCCUGAUCUACGACGAAGGCAAGGGCAACUGGCUGUUUGCCGGCAAGGUGGAAGAUCCACAAACGUAAGCGGGCGACAAACAACAGAGCUUCUUGUAUGAGCAAUAUCAAUAAAGAUGGUUUACUGUUUAGUACCAAACCUU